Bufo gargarizans (Asiatic toad) is the source of this 2531-nucleotide messenger RNA. RefSeq names its product sialic acid-binding Ig-like lectin 12. The coding region runs from base 142 to 1479 and encodes 445 amino acids. The transcript is spliced from 10 exons. The record is from RefSeq and is a predicted model, not a curated record. Lineage: Eukaryota; Metazoa; Chordata; Amphibia; Anura; Bufonidae.
AGUAGAGAUCAGAGCAGAGGUCAGAGAACAGCAUAUUGUAUAUAGCCGUGGAAGCUGGUGGACAAUAAAGAGAGGGGACUAUAAGAGGAGGCACCACAUAGGAGAAUUCGAGAUCCUAGAGAAUACAGUGCAACAAAGAAUAUGGAGAAUAAAAAACAUGUCUUUUCCAUGUAUUAUGUUUUGGCUUUAGUUUUGAUUGAUUCCCAGCUGUGGAGCAGUUCUGUCUGUGAACUGCUCCCUGGAUAUAAUAUAUAUACAAGUCCAUCGGUGACGGUGCAGCGAGGUCUCUGUGUCCAUGUUCCAUGCUCAUUUACCGUGCCCAGUGAUGUACAGUUAUCUAUAUCUACCACUGGUACAUGGUUUAAAAUCUUCAAUGAAUAUGGAGCUACUGGAACUGCUGUUACUUCUAAAAAUAAUCUUAAACAUCAGUCAUAUAAUAGACGCUUCUUUCUGACCGGAAAUGUGUCCAGCGGAGACUGCUCAUAUUCCAUAGAAGACCCAUUGCCUGCAGAUGAGGGAAGAUAUUAUUUUAGAGUUGAAGAUGGUCCCGUAAAGUUCACCUAUCAGGAUAUCCAGCCUGUGAAUGUAACCGAUCUUACAGAUAAACCUACCAUCUCCUCUACAAGGCUGGUGGAGGGGGAGAAGGUGAUAUUGACCUGUACAAGUCCUGGUAGAUGCCGGAUGAUAACACCACAGAUUACAUGGGAAGGACCCAUGACUGGUAUAAGACAGAGGAUGUAUGAUGUCACCUAUGGAGAUGGCAGCAGAACCUUCCAUUCCAGUAUCACAUUCACCCCAAGGAAGUCACACAACAAUUCUACAUUAUUCUGUAGAGUGACCUUCAAAUCCAACUUUACCACAGUGGAGAAGAGAACGCUGAAUGUUAAACAUUCCCUAUCUAUGAAAAUCACCAUGGAAGGUGCUGAUACUGAUAAUAUCACUGCUGUGAAUGUGAAGGACGGGGAUUCUAUAACUAUGAAGUGCAUUGUAGACAGUAACCCGGAGGCUUCCAUUACUUGGUAUAAAGAAGACAUUGAGGUCCAGCGGACUAUAAGUGACCGGACUGUCACCCUUACACUCAGCAACAUUACCCAGAGUGAUGCUGGGAGAUAUCGGUGUUCUGCAGAGAAUGAUCAUGGGGCCGCACACAGGACGGUAGAAAUCAUAUAUCACAGUAUUGAUUCACAUCAUUUUGGAGGAUCCAAACUCCUUAUCCCUCUUGCAACGAUCGGACCAAUCUGCUUCCUGCUGGUGCUUGCAUUGCUGGUGUUUGCUUGCUGGAGAAAAAGACAGAAGAAGCCGACAAACGCUGAGACUGAUGACACACAUGCUGAUCUGAGGUUGUCGGGUAUUACAAGUAUAUAUGAACAGCUGAAGGUAACUGAGCCCGAGAUCCCUACAGACGCCAAUGUUUUAGGACCUGAUGUAGGUGCAGCUCAUGAAUAUGAAAACUUCAGACCGAAUAAAUUUUUAAAAUAAGAAGAAAUCUGUGAUAACGUUGAAAUGGUCUUUUUACACUUUUGUAGAGUUCAUAAAAUAUAUCUGCACUUGUUCUUGGCAUCAUUGAAUUAUCUCUGCUGGACCUCUCCUUGCGUAUUCUUGGUCGUAAUGACUGUUAUCCACAUUAAAAUGUUUUGAAAGCCUCCAAAUUCUAAAUUAAGCUAAACCCCAUAGAGCUCAAGAGUCUUUUUGGUCUAGGAAAGGUAGACAGGUACAAACUAUGGGCCAAGUUAUAUAAUCAUGUAAAUGUGAUCACACUUUCAUGUUUGUCCUGUUGACAUAUGACAUCUGUGAUGUGAAACUCUGCUCAAUUAUUGUUAUUCUACAACCAGUUAUAUCACAGCUCUCCUUAAAGGGAUCGACCUCUGGGUGGGAUGGUUCUGUGCUAGUGACAGCCCAUUGCAUCAGCUCUUCUGUUUGGUUUUAGUUUGUUUUGAGUGUUAUUCUGUUUCUUUUGUACCCUAUAUAAAAAAAAAUUACUUUUUAUGUUGAACUUUUAGCUUCUUUGAAACAUUUUUACCUCUGCUAUUUGUACUGCUAUAUGUUGGUAGCCAUGACUUUACAGCUUUUUUUCUGGUGGAUGCAGGCAAUUUAUUAAAUGAAGUGAUUUAGAGAUUUGCUAGUUAUACAAUUGUCUAUUAAAGGGAAUGUGUCAUCAGAAAAAAAAAAACAGGAGAAGGAGGAUAGACUUGUGCUGGCUGGGAUGCUGGCCAGUUGUAUUUUCCAACAGGAUCCAGUGAUGCCACCUCUUAAGCUGCAAUAGAGCCCUUGUACCUACUGUAUGUUUGUGUUUGAACACUUGCGGCUUAUUUUAAUCCUGCAGAUAUUGUACAUGGCUGUAGUUUUCUGUGCUUGCAUUGUGGAUGCAAAAAAAUUCAAGCACGUGUACCAUGUUAGCUACUAGUAUGAUGUCUUGAUGCUAUAUAAAAUAUUGAUGCUAAAGUAAAAUAUUGUGGUUUUAUACCUCUUAAUGGCUAACUAAAAUAAAUGAUGUUAUAAGGCAAGCCUUCAAAACUCUCAGAUCUCUUCUU